GUGAUGGUCACAUAUCACACACAGUAGACAAGUGCAUGUAUUGCACAACACAUGGGCCGCGUGGGUUGCUUAUUUUUGCUAGUCGGAACGCAAACCCCGCGUUAAAAGUUUAGAAAAUCGCAGUGUCAUAAUAAACAUGGAGUAUUUGGAGCAAAAUCUGACGAGUACCCAAGGCAUCAUUUUGUGUUGCCAGUGUGGAACUCCCAUCCAGCCAAACCCAGCAAACAUGUGCGUUGCUUGCCUUCGCACACAGGUUGACAUUACCGAAGGCAUCCCCAAACAAGCUGUGCUGUAUUUCUGUAAAUCAUGUGAACGGUACCUACAACCACCUGCCCAGUGGAUUAAGUGUGCCUUAGAGUCACGGGAACUCCUGGCAAUCUGCCUGAAGAAGCUGAAAGGACUGAGCAAGGUCAGACUUGUUGACGCCGGGUUCAUCUGGACCGAGCCGCACUCUCGUCGCAUCAAGCUGAAGCUGUCCAUUCAGCGGGAGGUGAUGGGUGGAGCUGUCCUGGAGCAAGUCUUUGUCGUCGAGUUUGUCGUCCAGACCCAGAUGUGUCCCGACUGCCAUCGUGUGGAGGCCAAAGACUUCUGGAAAGCUGUGGUGCAGCUCAGACAAAAGACAUCGCACAAGAAAACAUUCUUGUACCUGGAGCAGUUGAUUUUGAGGCACAACGUGCACGUCAACACACUGAACAUUAAGCAACAUGACGGAGGACUGGACUUUUACUAUGCCACAAAGGACCAUGGUAGCAAGAUGGUGGACUUCCUCAUGGGCGUGGUGCCCUGCAGGUACAAGACUUCUCAACAGCUUAUCUCACAUGAUGUACACAACAACACCUACAACUACAAGUACACCUUCUCAGUUGAGAUUGUGCCUAUUUGUAAGGACAACGUUGUUUGCCUUCCUAAGAAGCUGGCUCGCUCACUUGGCAACAUUGGUCAGAUUUGUGUCUGCACCCGUGUCACAGCUGCCGUACAGCUCAUUGAUCCACUCUCACUGCAAGUGGCUGAGAUUCCAGCCACUACAUACUGGCGAAGCCCUUUCAAUAGCCUUUGUGAGCCCAAGCAGUUAACGGAGUACACUGUGCUACAAGUGGAACGUAUCGAAGAGAAAGAAAGACGUCAUGUUGCUGGGGAAGGAUCCAGGUCAAACAAGCAUUUAUUGGCAGAUGUGUGGGUGAUGCGGACCCAGGACUUAGGCGUAUGUGACACCCAGUACCACUGUCGUAGUCACUUAGGCCACCUGUUAACGGCAGGUGACUUGGUUAUGGGUUUUGACUUUACUAGAACCAACGUCAAUGAUGCAAACCUAGAUCAGGUGAGGAGUGAUGUUCUUCCUGAUGUCGUCCUCAUUAAGAAAUACUAUGGGGACCGACAGAAGCGCCACCGCAAACGUAACUGGAAACUGAGGACAUUACGCAAGGAUGAGGAGGGAUUGGACCCCGACAAGGCAGACAGGGAUUACAUUGGUUUCCUUGAGGAUCUCGAAGAAGAUGCAGACUAUAGGAAGAACGUCAACAUCUAUAAAGACCGUAAAAAGGAAGUGGUUGUGGAGUCAAGCGACGAUGAUGAUGCUCCCCGCAUCAGUUUGCAAGAGAUGCUCGAUGACCUGCAUUUGACUGAUGAUGAUGAGGAGAGGCAUCAGGUUGCUAUGCAAGAUGAGGCCACUGCCGUGGCAACACAGUGAAUGAUGAAUAGUAACAUAGGACAGGUAUUCCAGGGGUGUUCAUCAUGUCCUGCCUUGGUGUUUGUCUCCAUCAAACAGUUUGGCAGUGAAGCAAGAGCCUGAGGCUUCAUUACAGAGAGCCUAAUUUCAGUCAUUAAGUUGUUUUGCAAGCUUCAAGUUCAUUCUAGUUUUGGCCUCAGAAUCAACUUUUAUGGCCCGUCACCUGAUUUUGAAGGUCGCAGCAUCGCAGCAUAUUGUGUCCAUGUUUGGCUGCAAGAAUAUUAGAUCCAGUAGGUCCAAGCUAUGAUGGAAUACACAUUUAGCUGCAUUUAUUUUAACCCACCCACCCCGGUUCCCGUGUGAGAGUCGAACUUGAGACAAAGCAGAGACUUGAUAUACAAAUUCUCCAAUAGUUUAAAAAUCUUUGGCAGAAGUGGUCACUGAU
This is a messenger RNA of Acanthaster planci (crown-of-thorns starfish), 2111 nucleotides long. RefSeq names its product NMD3 ribosome export adaptor (gene nmd3). Gene Ontology annotation, cellular component: nucleus; cytoplasm. The record is from RefSeq and is a predicted model, not a curated record. Gene Ontology annotation, molecular function: ribosomal large subunit binding. NCBI's taxonomy places the organism in Eukaryota, Metazoa, Echinodermata, Asteroidea, Valvatida, Acanthasteridae. Gene Ontology annotation, biological process: ribosomal large subunit export from nucleus.